Arachis stenosperma is the source of this 958-nucleotide messenger RNA. RefSeq names its product outer envelope pore protein 16-3, chloroplastic/mitochondrial. Gene Ontology annotation, molecular function: transmembrane protein transporter activity. Lineage: Eukaryota; Viridiplantae; Streptophyta; Magnoliopsida; Fabales; Fabaceae. Gene Ontology annotation, biological process: protein insertion into mitochondrial inner membrane. The record is from RefSeq and is a predicted model, not a curated record. The transcript is spliced from 3 exons. Gene Ontology annotation, cellular component: TIM22 mitochondrial import inner membrane insertion complex. The coding region runs from base 263 to 757 and encodes 164 amino acids.
UGUUGUAAAUAGUCAAGCUAUUAUUCUAACUUAAACCAAACGAUGAAAAAUAUUUUAGACGCUUAAUCCGAAAUAUUGAUGGGUUUAAAAAAAGUAAAAUAAAAAAAUUAAAUUAAAUUUUGGGCAGAACGAUAGUGUGGAGUGAGGGGUAAAACGGUAAGGGAAGAAAGCAAAGAGAAGAACGGUGCUUCAGUGUGCGUGUGGCGUUAGCUCCUCACUCUUCAAUCUUGUUUCUCUUUUCAAUUUCUCUCAGUUGAAAGUCAUGGAUAUAGACCCUGCAGAACUUAGGUAUUUGGAGGAUGAGGAUUCAUCAUUGAUGAAAACUAUUAAGGGUGCAACAACUGGUUUAAUUUCUGGCACCAUCUGGGGUACUGUUGUUGCCACCUGGAAUGAUGUUCCUCGUGUUGAGAGAAACGUUGCUCUUCCAGGCCUGAUAAGAACUUUCAAGAUGAUGGGCAACUAUGGAUUGACCUUUGCUGCCAUAGGAGGAGUCUACAUCGGUGUUGAGCAGUUGGUGCAGAACGCUAGGAUGAAGAGGGAUCUUGUCAAUGGUGCUGUAGGUGGAUUUGUUGCUGGUGCAACUGUUCUGGGUUAUAAAGGGAGGAGCAUCAAAACUGCAAUUCAGGCUGGGUCAGCAUUGGCAUUCACCUCUGCAUUUAUUGAUUUCGGAGGUCAGAGAAUAAAACAUGAUUCUCAUAAGGAGUAUGCUGCUUACACCACAAAGAAAAGACCCAAUGCUGAAUCUGCUGAUGCGUAAUUAUUAAUUAAUAAUGGACCUUUGUGGCCAAAGUUAUUUCAAGUUGUAGGAGGGAGUGAAUCACUCUUUGUUAGCCAGUUGUUUGUUUUGAGUUGGAAUUACAUACUUGGAUGUUCUUCCGUAUUGUUUCUUUUAUAAGGUUAUUAAUGCUGGACCGAUUAAAAUUUCAAUAAAUGUACAAUUAUGUAUUGUGUUUCCAAA